This is a messenger RNA of Brassica napus (rape), 762 nucleotides long. Its product is annotated as disease resistance protein RPS4-like. The transcript is spliced from 2 exons. Gene Ontology annotation, biological process: defense response. The record is from RefSeq and is a predicted model, not a curated record. Lineage: Eukaryota; Viridiplantae; Streptophyta; Magnoliopsida; Brassicales; Brassicaceae. The coding region runs from base 58 to 762 and encodes 234 amino acids.
UUUCUGUUUCUAACUUGCUAUCAGGAAGCUAAGAAUGUGAGAGGUAUUCUCUUAGAUAUGUCUGAAAUAACGGAGAGUAUUGCCUUGGAACGUGUGACCUUCUCUGAUAUGGGCAAUCUUCAAUACCUGAAGAUAUACAAUUCUUGUUGUCGUCGGCACUGCAGAGCUGACUGCAACUUAUACUUCCCUGAUGGACUUGACUUCCCCUUGGAAGAGGUCCGAUAUCUCCAUUGGGUGAAAUUUCCUUUGCAUGAACUUCCACAAAACUUCAGACCUGAGAGUCUUGUAGACCUGAGCCUUCCUUACAGCAAGAUUGAACGUGUUUGGGAAGGUGUUAAGGAUACACCACGGUUGAAGUGGGUAGAUCUACGCCACUUGCUCGACUUGUCAGCAUUGUCAAGAGCUGAAAAUCUUGAAAGAUUAAAUCUGGAAGGCUGCACGAGUUUGGAUGAGUUGCCAGUGGAGAUCCAGAAUAUGAAGUCUCUUGUUUACCCGAACAUGAAAGGAUGCACACGUCUUUGGUAUCUUCCGAAAAUGAAUUUAGUCUCUCUGAAAACUCUCAUCCUCAGUGACUGCCUAAACCUAAAAGAAUUUCAGGCCAUCUCCGAAAGUGUAGAAUAUCUACAUUUAGAUGGCACAUCAAUGGAAGGACUUCCUCCGGCUAUACAGAACAUCCAGAGACUUGUUGUAUUAAAUUUGAAAAACGGCAAAAUGUGUCGGGUCCCUCUUAGAUGGAGAGAACCAAGUGGGCAUGAGACAUAA